AGGAGGAAAGUUGUGAAUGAGCUGUCAGUGGCUGGCCUGUCCGAUCACAAGUAAUAGAGCUAUUAGUUGUCUUACACAUGCAGAAAAUAGCUUGGCUAUUAGUCUGUGAAGUGUUAAAACACGUCCUCCCAGCAGAUCACUCCUGAGCUCUGCUCAGUAUAGGUGUAGCUGAGAUUUCCUGCCUCCACUACCUCUUCCCCAUGGCUUGUUCCAGUUCCUCUCUAUGGGCUCUGCUGCUCACAUUGUUUGGUAUACAGCUGGCUUGGGCACAGUUCCCCAGGGUUUGCACCACAGUGGAGGCACUGGUCAGUAAGCGUUGCUGUCCACCUCUGGACUCUGAUCCGGGCAAUGUGUGUGGCACACUGCAGGGUCGGGGCAGCUGCGUGCCAGUGGUUGUAGAUGAGCGGCCGUGGAGUGGACCAUACACCCUACGAAACGUGGAUGAUCGUGAGCGUUGGCCUCUGAAAUUUUACAAUGCCACAUGCCGGUGUACAGGAAACUUUGCAGGCUACCAUUGUGGAGAAUGUAAAUUUGGCUGGAUGGGACCCAACUGUGAUCAACGGAGGCCACCAGUAGUACGGAAAAAUAUUCACUCCCUAACUCCUCAGGAGAGGGCUCAGUUCUUGGAUGCUCUGGAUCGUGCAAAAAACACCAUUCAUCCUGACUAUGUAAUUGCUACUCAGCAUUGGCUUGGAAUUCUUGGGCCAAAUGGAACUGAACCACAAAUAGCGAACACCAGCAUCUAUAAUUUCUUUGUCUGGCUUCAUUACUAUUCGGUCAGAGAUACAUUGUUAGGGCCAGGACGUCCUUUUAAAGCCAUUGACUUGUCUCAUAAAGGACCGGCCUUUAUCACAUGGCAUCGAUACCACCUGUUGCUGCUGGAGAGAGAUUUGCAGAGACUAAUUGGUAAUGACUCCUUUGCUUUACCAUACUGGAACUUUGCUACGGGCAGAAAUGAGUGUGACGUGUGCACAGAUGAAUUGUUUGGGGCCCCUACACUGGAGGAUCCUAAUUUAAUCAGUUCUGGUUCAAGAUUUUCAAACUGGGAAAUUGUGUGUGACAGCCUAGAUGACUAUAAUCGUCGGGUUACCUUGUGUAAUGGAACUAAUGAAGGUCGUCUUCGAAGGAGUCCAGUCAACAGAUCUGGUGGGCGACUGCCAACUAUGGAAGAUGUACAAAGAUGUCUUUCACUGAAAGAAUUUGACAAUCCACCUUACUUUACAAACUCCACAUUUAGUUUCAGGAAUGCACUUGAAGGCUUUGAGGAACCAGAUGGAGAACUGGAUUCUUCUGUAGCGAGCCUACACAAUCUGGUGCAUGAUUUCUUGAAUGGAACCAGUGCGCUCUCACACUCAGCUGCCAAUGAUCCCAUCUUUGUGGUACUUCACUCCUUCACUGAUGCAGUAUUUGAUGAAUGGAUGAAAAGAUUUCAACCAUCUGAUGCGGUUUGGCCUGAGGAAAUGGCACCUAUAGGACACAAUCGCUUGUUUAACAUGGUGCCUUUCUUUCCUCCAAUAACAAAUGACCAACUCUUCACAUCUGCUGAGGAGCUGGGAUAUUCAUAUGCUAUUGAAUUACCAGCCUCUGAUCCAGACAGCCGUGCAGUCGCUGUGGUGGUUGCAUCAACUGUUGGUGGAGUACUUAUUGCCUUGCUUGUCCUUUUGGUGUUGCUUGUUCUUUUCAUACAUAGAAAACAGCGACAAGGCUUUGAACCACUAAUGAAUGCGAGCUACAACAGUACAAAGUAUACAGAAAAUGCAUAAUACAGUAUAUACCUUUUUACAGUAAUUACUUUUAUGGGUAUUAUGACUUGGUGUAUACUUUGUUGAAAGUAAAGCACUUCCAGAUCGAAUAUCAAAUUUGCUUGUUUAUUUAAUCACUGCCUAGAACUGUUAACUUAUUAUAGCAUUAUGUAAAAGCUGCUUGGUAGCAUGUGGCUUAAAUGUAUCAUUAACUUUCCCACACUACAGGUUAAAAACAAAAAUACUGACAUGAUUAU
Messenger RNA from Hyla sarda, 1999 nucleotides. RefSeq names its product dopachrome tautomerase (gene DCT). NCBI's taxonomy places the organism in Eukaryota, Metazoa, Chordata, Amphibia, Anura, Hylidae. The transcript has 8 exons. The record is from RefSeq and is a predicted model, not a curated record. Gene Ontology annotation, molecular function: oxidoreductase activity; dopachrome isomerase activity. Bases 201 to 1763 code for a protein of 520 amino acids. Gene Ontology annotation, cellular component: melanosome. Gene Ontology annotation, biological process: ventricular zone neuroblast division; melanin biosynthetic process from tyrosine; developmental pigmentation.